AACACGCAGGCAGCAGGGACGGCCCGUGACGUCAUCUUCGUGCGCCCGCUCCUGUAAGGACCCCGGCGCAGGUUGUCCCGGGAAGGGCAGCGAUAUGUUCGGGAGGACGGUGCUUCGUGGCCUGACGGUGACCGGGAAAGCCAGCGUCCUGUGCCUGGCCCAGCUCCAUGUCAGCUCAAGGCAUGGUCUGAAGUAUGGCUACUGGGCAUACAUGCUGGGCGAGAGAACAAGCAAGUUGUUUGGGCCGAACAGCAAGAUCAUCACCGUUGAUGGAAACUUGGCUUCUGGCAAAGGGAAACUUGCUCAGGCACUGGCUGAGAAACUGGGUAUGAAAUAUAUGCCGGAAGCUGAUCAGAAUUAUGUACACAGAAUCACUGGUGAUGGGACUAUCCUGCCUGACAAGUUUGCAGGCCUCUCCAGUCUAGAGAAGUUCUAUGAGGAUCCCAAAUGUCCGGAUGGGAACUCCUAUCGCCUGCAGAUAUGGUUGUUCUGUGCACGCAUGCUGCAAUAUUCUGAUGCUCUGGAUCAUCUUUUGAGCACAGGUCAGGGGGUGAUUUUGGAGCGCUCACCCUUCAGUGAUUACGUUUUCCUUGAAGCCAUGUGCAAAAGCAAUUACAUCCGCAAGGAAUGUGUAAAUCAUUACAAUGAGAUCAAGAACGUGAGCAUUGAUGAGUUCCUGCCUCCACACAUAGCUAUCUAUGUGGACGUUCCAGCUGCUGAAGUGUACAAGAAAAUCCAAGAAAAAGGAAAUGCAGCUGAGAAGAAAGUUGAGCUAUCUUACCUCCAGAAUAUUGAGGAUACAUACAAAUCAUCCUUCCUCCCACUAAUUAGAGAGACAUCUGAGGUAUUGCAGUAUACUGCUUCUGAAGUACAGAAUGUGGAGCAGAUUGCUGAAGACCUUGAAUAUGUAAAAAUCACUAAAGCUCCAUGGACGGAACAGAAUGAUGUCACCUUCCAUCAUUUACGUUUGCUGGUUCAGGACAAGUUCAACGUUAUUAACCUCUUCAACCUGCCCAUCUUCAUUCCAGAAGUCACAGUCGGUGGAUUAGAGUAUGACAAGCUGUAUUAUCAGUUCCGAGAUCUGCCUGGAAGAAAAUAUGCAAAAGGAUACAAUGAAGAUAUUGGGGACAAGUACAUUUGGCUGAAAUAAACUAUUUUGAGCCUCACAGCAUCUGCUCCUGUUAAUGUUUUCACUGCAAUGACUGGCAUUUUGUUUUUUAAGAUCAGACUGUGCUAUGAGGGAGUAGUAGGAGUGACGCUAUAUAUCCCAAGGAACAUAAUACAUCUGUAUGUUGCUGCUGUCAUGCUCAAUCACAAAUAAAUGUUUUCUUUGAAAUUGUCAU
Molecule: messenger RNA, 1343 nt
Organism: Hyla sarda
Lineage: Eukaryota; Metazoa; Chordata; Amphibia; Anura; Hylidae
Gene: NDUFA10
Product: NADH:ubiquinone oxidoreductase subunit A10
Exons: 10
Coding region: 95-1150 (351 amino acids)
Biological process (GO): mitochondrial electron transport, NADH to ubiquinone
Cellular component (GO): cytoplasm
Source: RefSeq, a predicted model, not a curated record